Messenger RNA from Macrosteles quadrilineatus (aster leafhopper), 2196 nucleotides. RefSeq names its product pyrroline-5-carboxylate reductase 3-like. Bases 59 to 895 code for a protein of 278 amino acids. The transcript has 7 exons. Gene Ontology annotation, biological process: L-proline biosynthetic process. The record is from RefSeq and is a predicted model, not a curated record. Gene Ontology annotation, molecular function: pyrroline-5-carboxylate reductase activity. NCBI's taxonomy places the organism in Eukaryota, Metazoa, Arthropoda, Insecta, Hemiptera, Cicadellidae.
AAUUGAUAAAACGAUAUUCUGUAUUUCAAAUUUAAAAAUUUACAGUUAACCAUAAAAAAUGAUAGAAUGCAAAAUAGGUUUCAUUGGAGCAGGAAACAUGACUAAGGCAAUUGUUUCUGGAAUGCUGGAUUCUGGGAUAGUGAAACCAAACUCAAUUAUAGUCUCAGCGCCCUCAAAAACAAAUUUUCCCUUUUGGCAAGAAAAGGGAAUCGCUACUACUCAUUCAAAUGCUGAAGUGGUGAAUAAAUGUGAUGUGAUAAUGCUUGGAAUAAAACCUCAGUAUUUAGACGAAGCAAUCAAAAGCUUUGACCCUGUUCCAAACAAUAAACUUUACAUAUCGAUUCUUGUGGGGAUUACUAUCGAAACUUUGAAUGAUAAACUGCGGACACAAUUUAGGUUCACUGAAGCUGGUCCAGAGCCUUGGCGUAUCGUCAGAGUUAUUCCUAACACGCCAAUCAUGGUUGGGGCGGGGGCCACAGCGUAUGCAGUGAGUGAGGGAGCCAGAGCUGAGGAUAGUGAACUAGUCAAGACAAUAUUUUCUGCCGGAGGUCUGUGUGAGAUUGUGCCAGAACGGCUGUUGAACCCAGUUGGAGCUCUGGCCGGGAGUGGUCCUGCUUAUGUAUACUUGAUGAUUGAAGCCCUCUCUGAUGGGGCGGUAAAGAUGGGAGUGCCGCGAGCCCUGGCCACUCAGCUGGCCAGUCAAACACUGCUGGGUGCCGCCAAGAUGGUGCAGAUGACAGGAAAACAUCCUGGACAACUCAAAGACGAGGUUUGCUCUCCAGGUGGCACCACCAUCACUGGUAUACACGUGUUAGAGAGGUCAGGAGUGAGGGCUGCUCUCAUUGGUGCAGUUGAAGCAGCUACAAAUCGCUCUUUUGAGCUAGGAAAUAAGUAGGCCUAAAUACUCAAAUAUAAAAUGUUCCUUGAGUUAUAGUUCACACUGAGGAAACAAGAUGUUAGCUUCCAUAAAGUAAAUCAAUAACUUCCAGUGUUAAACUUCCCUUAAUGGAAUGUAUUUUUUAAUAAAAAAAAUUAACAUAUCUUAUUAUUGUUUUCAGUUGUGAUUACAUAAGUAUUGAGCUCAAGCAUUUAAGCCUACCUUCAUUUCUCAAAUUGUAUCUUAUUUUGUUAUAUACUUUUUCUGUUGUUUAGUUUUUGUUAAGUGACUGUGUGUUGUUACUUUUUGUUAACAGUGCUUCCAUAGUACGUAAGAAAACUUUGUUAUGCAUUUUUAAUUUUUAAGUGUGUAAACACAAGCAAUUUUCACAGCAAUAUUUGUGCAUUUUGCAAUAUUUUGAUUAUGUGCAAUAUACCCAGCUAGGAUCAAGAAACAGUUUAAUUCUCAUAGAUGGGAAAAUAAGCUUGAGGAAAAUUAAGCCCAUAAAUCAUAUAAUGAAAUGAAAAAAUAAUAUAAAAUAAAUACAAACAUAAUUGUGUUUCAGCUACCAAGAAACCCUCUCUAUUCUGCUCCAAUGUUUCUUUUAUAUACCAGGCUUGAAAUAAGCCUGAUUUUCCAUCACUUUAAUCGGUCAAAAGAUUAAAGUGAUGGAAAAUCUUGAUGGGGCUCAUCUUGGUGAUGGAAAUCACUCUUGGUGGGUGACAACUCUGUUGUAUUUGAAUAGGCAAAUGCUAAAGAAGUGUGAUUGGAGAGGGUCUUGUAAGCUUUAGUUUAUUUCUGACAGAUCUAAAUUAAAGAAUUGUCUGUUUGGGAUACUGUCUUAGAUUUUGUAUUUUUAUCGUUCUGCCAAAACGUUUUAUUCAGAAACUUCCAUAUUUGUAGCAAUACUGCCGUUGAUUGAUUUUCAUUCAUAAGAUCAGUGUACGUAGAAGACUGCCUUGAAAAUUCAAUGAGACUCGAGGGCCCUGGUAGUGGAAAUUGGGGGGGUGAAAUUUGAAAAAAGGAAAUACAACCGAGGAAGGAAGAUCCGUUGAAAUUAAGUUCUCAGUAGGAUUGGAAAAGGGACCAACCAUUUACGGGUGCCAGAUUGCUCAAGGUGCACAACGGGUACCACAAUCAUAACUGAUUGUUGGAAACCCUACGAGCAUCUGGCAGUGUACCACUUAACACUUGUGACUGUAAACAAAAAACGCAAGGAUUCCUAACCCGAAAUUAUUAAAAGAGUUGAAAAAUACACAAUGAAAAAUACAUGCAAGCAAUAUGUGUUUUAAGUACAAUAAAUUGUUUUUUAAUAUUGA